Messenger RNA from Schistocerca gregaria, 13093 nucleotides. RefSeq names its product serine/threonine-protein kinase SMG1-like. The coding region runs from base 250 to 10863 and encodes 3537 amino acids. NCBI's taxonomy places the organism in Eukaryota, Metazoa, Arthropoda, Insecta, Orthoptera, Acrididae. Gene Ontology annotation, biological process: nuclear-transcribed mRNA catabolic process, nonsense-mediated decay; TOR signaling; negative regulation of macroautophagy. The transcript has 54 exons. The record is from RefSeq and is a predicted model, not a curated record. Gene Ontology annotation, cellular component: nucleus; TORC1 complex; TORC2 complex. Gene Ontology annotation, molecular function: protein serine/threonine kinase activity; protein binding.
AGCUGUUGCCAUCUAGCGUUCGAAAGAAGAGGUACGAAACUUGUCCAAUCGCAGGCCAAUAGUAUGGAACGGAGUCAACCAAUCAUAUUCAGAUAAUUAUUGCAUGCAAUGGUGGCUGUGUAUCUCAUAUGUAGAGUGAGCGGUUAGUCUGUUGAUGUUUGUUUCGUCAUUCCGUUAAUACGCUUUCGGAAAGCAAAAGCUUGCACUGUAAGCUAUGUAGUAAACUCCUCGUAAUGUAACGUGUGGGUAAUGAUAACCAAUAGUUCAGGAAACAAGCUCAAGGCUUCUAAAAGCGCUAGAGAUUCAGAAGAUAGCAAAGAUUUUGAAGUUGAAAACAAGUGCAGCAGGGUUUUGGAUAAGGAUAGUGAGAAAGAGAAAGUGAUAAAUAUUGCGGGUGACAAAACUCAACGUAACUCGCUACCUACGAUUGUAAUUUGCCAGAGGGAUAAAGGUGACAGGCUUAAUAAGCAACGACCUCGCGGCGCGAGAGAUGAAUCUCGAAUGGCUCGAGGAGCAGCUGAUGGAAGAAGUUCAAAUUUCCGAGGCAGGGGAGCCGCAGCUUCCAGAAAAGUGGAAAGAGCCGGCGACUCUGGAUACGUUUCUCGACGAAGAUUUCAAGAACCGUUGAACAAGACUUCAUCUUCAGACAGUGGAUUUUCUGCUUCAUCCAAAUAUUACAAUGAUUCUGCAUCAGCCAAAUAUUACAACGACACAGACAGCAACAAAUCGAGAUUGGAGGACUCGAGAAUCUCGAAGUUGCUACGCCUGUUAUGUAGAGAAGAUGACAAAGGGAAGUUCCUUGCUCUCUGUAAACAGUUGCAGGAGUCCUUGAUGGCACCUGAAAAUGGGAGAUAUAUUCGCCGAUCUCUUGACUUGAUCAUGGAGUCACUGUUGGACACGCUGCACAGUGGACCAGGAUCAGAGGCAAAACUUCAUGCAGCUAAGUGCCUAGGCCGUGUUGGUUAUGUGCUAGACCAAGAUUUUAAAAGGUAUCUGGACUGGGUGUUCCAAACAUACCAGAAUGAGAGAAAUGAGGAUGUGAAAUUACUUUUAAUGAAAGCUGUUUUAGAGACACUGAAACUGGAUACGGAGACAUUAAAAUUGAAAGAUUUUGCAAGUGUAUUAAUGGCACAGCUGCAGAACACACUUGAGUACGCAGAUUCUCCUGAAUUCCUUAUAAAUACUGUUGAUGUUAUACUGAAGCUAAUUGAUCUCUACCCGGAAGUUUUUACUAAACAUUUUAGGGACACUGUAGAUAUAUUAGUCGGUUGGCAUAUUGACACUGCCCAGAAGCGUCAUGUGAUAGAGUAUGCAUCUGAAAGCCUUCAGAGGUUAGCACAAUUCUGGGUAGCCGAUCUACAGUUCUCGACAACCCUUCUAACACAAUUUCUUGAAGAUAUGGAGAGUUACAAUGAAGAAAUGAUACUUCCUCUCUCUGGACGUUCUUCUCCUGCUGAUGGGGAACAGCCGAUGACUCCAGAGCAGUGUGUUGCAAAAAUUACCUCACUUAUCAAGGUGUUCAAUACGGUCAUGAAGUGCUUAGGUGAACAACUAAAUCCUAAUGUCUCACCAACAAUUGCUUGGAAUUUCCUAAUAAAUUGCUUCACAAAAAUGCUUCAUACAGUUGUAAAUGUACUUCAGAUGUUCUCAAAUCAGGAUCUUAUUGUAUCAGGAAAUGAAAGCACGUGUUUGCUGUUGUCAUAUUUGCAGUCGAGAACAUCUUCUGGAAAUGAACUCUUAUAUAGUCUCAUUGAUAGACAACUUGGACUUGCAUGUCAGUUUGAUGAUGAAACCACAAUAUCCAUGCUGAAAAUGAUAUCUAAGGUUGUGAGGGAGGUGAGUGCUAAUCUCCCUGUAGAACUUGUUCAGAAGUUGUUGGGACCAUCAUCAUAUCUUCUGGAGCUGCGUUUUUCACCUUCAUUACUUAUCCAGAAGGAAGUAAUAGGAAUUCAUCAUAGCUUAUUGAAUUUGAAAAAUAUUCCUCUCUUACAGGAGGCAUACAGAUAUGUCUUGGGAGAUCUGGAGAGAGCAUACAAAAUGAUUGUUCCCACUAUAGAAGAUUUUUGUCUGGCAAACCCUCACAGUGACACAGUCUAUAAUGAGAAGGAUGUUAAAUUCAUUGUCAUGUUCCACCUAUCUGCAUUAGCUGAUCUAGCAAAUGCAAGUAACUCUAUAAUUGGCAUGUGGGCUCUAAAGCCAAGUAUUUUAGAAUUACUGGCAGUGAAGUUGGAACCGUACAGUGACAAGCUCACUCUGUGCUGCCCAGCUCUACAGUACUCACUUUUGUAUCUAUUAUACAGUCACUGUUCAAGAUACAACCACUUCGUGUCGAGUAGUGGCCUGAUUAGUGCUAGUCAGGGUAGAGCAACUGUCUGCGACAUUUUGGGACUUCCAGUGACAUUGGGACAUGAAGUUCCUACUGCUUCACCGACUAGUGGACACUUAUCAAUAAUUCUGCAUCUCCUAUCAAAAAUGCUUUCUCAGGAAACAGCAGAAGAAAUUCUACUUCUUGUCUUGGUUUGGACAAGGGAACUGUUGCUGCAGGCUCAGCCCUAUCUUGGAAUGUUGCACAAAACACAGGAAUUUCUGUCUUUCAUUUGGGCACUUGUGAAAGUGGGUUUUAUGGAUAAUGUUAACGUUGUGCUGUGUGUCCUGGAGAACAUUGAACAGUUCUUGUCAUCAGGAAAUUUACCUUGGCAGGCAGAAUUGUUAUCAGCAAUUGCUAAACUAUGUAUGCUACACUUGAAUUCUUCAUGUGCACUAGUGGUGCAGAAAGUGUGUCAUCUUCUUACUAUGCUGCCAUGGCAUGUCACAGUAAAUAAAUUUUCAGAGCCUGUGAAACUUAAGAAAAAACAAGAAUAUGCAGCAAGUAGCUUCACACUAGAAUCUUUAACAGCAGCACAAAGACAUCAUAUAGCAAGAGGAAUCUGUGGAGAAAUGCAAUCACAGCAGUUUAGAAAACUCAUGGCUUACCUUCUUCAAGGAACUGAACACAGUGAUAUUGACUGGCUGAGGAACGCUUUUUGCAUUUGCUGGCCAUUGAAGUCGUCAGAUGACAAUAAAUUUGUUAACCGAUUCAGGAAGAUGGCUAUGUCAUCAGAUACUGUUCUGUUGCUAUGGUCUGUAUGGGAAGCUGCACAUUUCUGUGUCAUCAAUAAGCUGAGAACACCUCUGGGGAAGCCUCAGGACACUUUCACGAGCAUAGAAGGUGCCAUAAAAAGUUUGGCCCGUGAACUGAGCAGUGAUGAUGCUGCUCCAGAAGACUGGGCAAUCAGUUUGAGGGAACAACGUAGAGUCCGUUUGCUACUUGAAUUUGUUGAAUUUCUUGAGAAAGCUACUCACAAUGCUGCUGAUGGAUGUGCUACAGCAAUGAUGCCAUUACCAAAGCCUGUACGCACAUUCUUCCACACAAAUAGAAGCACAUGUGGAGAGUGGCUCACACGUAUACGAACUGCUGUAGUGAUUGUUGCACUCCAUGCUGGACAUGCUACUAUUGCUGUACGACACGGACAGAGGUUAUUGCAGGAUCUGGCAGAAGCAGGCAAUACCCAGGGUUCAGAGUUUGAAAGAGCUAUUAUGUAUGUGUGUUGGGCACUGUGCAAGCUGCAUGAACCUGAGGCAAUUCAAGGACUCUACGCUUGGAGCAAGGAAAUUGCUGGAAGAAAAUUUCUGUGGCUUAAAGCAGCUGCAGAGCAAGCAGCUAGGAAGUGUGAGAUAGCAGCAGAAAACUUUGCAAAGUUGGUGAUUCAAGAGUGUACAUCACCACAGGAUUCUCCUACACACAAUAAUGAAGAAUCUAGAGAAAGCUCUUCUCCAAGUCCUGUGAAACAGAUAUUGAGGUCAGAGAUGGAGCAUCACAUUUUAGGCUUCAUGGCAGACCAGGUGACUGAAAGCUACUUGGCAGUAAACAGUUGGGAUGAUUUGAUAAAGUGGAAAGAAAAGGAAGCAGAGUUAUGGGGCAAUCAGAAUGGUGGUACUCCACAAAAAUAUUUAUUGAAUCGUGUUACACUUUCUCAAGCCAAAGCUUUAGCAGCAUUUGACCGUGACGAACUUCCUGGUGCAUCUGAAUUGGAAAAGUGGCCUAGUAUUUGGGCUGGCGAGUCGACACACCAUGCUAAAAAUUGGAGCAGUUACAGACUGCUUGGGGAAGCCAAUAAUGCUCUCAUGGGUAUUGCGUUAGAGAUGUCACAACAGGAUAAGGAUGAAACUACUCGGUUGGUGGAAUGGGGAGAAAAAAUUGAAGAUUGUCUGAAAGUGGCUCAAUUCCAUCUCCAGGAGGGCAUUCGCCACUCUCCUUCAGAAUUUAUACAAGAGGCAACGCUACUGCAUUGUGCUGCUUCAGCCCUGAGAGAUAAUUUUAAUGGCCACUCAGCUGUAAAUACAUUUAAAAUGACUUGUAGUGAUGAGAGUCUGGAGAAGACUAAUUCUUGGGCCCUUUGUCGUGCUUUAUGGUGGGCACAUACAUUGGAGCAACUUGAUGUAAAUGACGGUACAAAUCCAGAUGAUACAGGAAAUUUUGAAGUGUUAAACCAAAUGCGACUGACAGCUGCUCGUGUUGCUCGCAAGGAGGGCAACUUAGCAUUGGCUCAGAGAUUGUUAAUUGAGCAUGCAGCACACAGGUGGCAAAUAUUGACAAACCAUGAUAGUGGUGGAUUGUUGGAGAUAGCUUGCCGUGUUGCUGCUGACUCGGAUUUGCCUUGGGAUGCUGAAAAAGCUCGUGCAUGUUCUGAAAUAGCAAAAUUAUUGUACAGCUGUGAUCAACGUGAGGAAGCCUUAAAUGUGUGUGUGAUAGCAGCACAGCAACAGCCUUUGCCAAGAACAGAAGGGGCUGAAAGAACAGCACGUAUUCUUCUCACAUUUGCCAAAUGGCUCCAGGAAGGUCACUCAGUAAUGGACAACACUCGUGAUUCCAUAUUGCAGUUACUAGCGUGUCAGCUGGGACCAAUUCCAAUUGGACCUCAUGGUGUAGACUUACAAAAUUGCAGCACAGUGCUGCAGAAUGGCACUCAAGUAGUACCAGCAGCAGAGACAGUUGUGGGACAACUACUCCAGCUAAGUGUGUCCGUAUGUCCUACAUUGGCAAAAGCGUGGGGACAGCUCGGAGCGUGGUGUUACCGUUGGGGACGGCGAGCAGUCGACAUUGCUGGGAGAGCUGGUGGGGGACAACUCGGAGAAGCUGACAGGCUGGCAGUGCAAGCUCUUGUUCCCUCUGGUAUUGCAGGGCAUGACCUCGACAGAGUUUACUCUAUCCUAGGUCAGACACGCGCCCUUGCAGAUGAAGAGGAUAUUGAGGCAGAAGAUUACAACACUUCAGAGAUGAUAGAAUCUCAGUUGCAAAAUGUGAGAGUCUUAUCAAGCACACCAAGUGAGAAUCUUACAUGUCUAGUGGAUAUCUGGAGGAAUGCACAGAAGCGUGUUUAUGCUUAUUAUGAAUUAUCUGCGAUGGCAUAUUUCAGAUAUUUAGAACUGUGUGGUGACAAAGAGGAUGCAGACUGUUCCACUAUUACAAUAACACUGAGACUUUUGCGACUGAUAGUGAAACACGCACUGGAGCUGCAGGCUGUGUUGGAGACGGGACUUGCUUCGACACCUACCCGCCCUUGGAAAGGCAUAAUUCCGCAGCUUUUCUCCCGCCUCAAUCACCCUGAGCCGUAUGUGCGGCGUCGCUUGUCUGAGUUGCUGUGCCGUGUGGCGGAAGAUGCUCCACACCUCAUCACAUUUCCUGCUGUUGUUGGCGCAUCUGCUGGUGGUGCACGCAUAAGAAACAUGGACGUUGCUGCGUCAACAGCUAAACUAUUUGGAACCAGUCUUUCUCAGCCAGUAGAUGAAAAUGUAGUUGAAGAGGAUGAGGAAGAAGAGGAAGAUGAUGAGGAUGAUGACGAUGAUAUUGUCAAUGAAGAUGAAACGCAGGCUUCAGUGUUAAGAAACUGUUUUUUGGCUAUGGUUGAUACAUUAUCUAAGCAGGCACCUGAAGCAAUAUCACAGGUACAGCUACUUGUUCAAGAACUUCGGCGCAUAACGCUGUUGUGGGAUGAACUUUGGCUCGGCACACUAAGCCAACAUCACACAGAAAUUUCGCGCCGUUUGCAGCAGCUUGAGGUGGAAGUACACAGAGUUGACAACAAUCCUGCAUUGGACCGUGCAGAGCGCGAUAGACUGAUCGCUGAGAAACAUCGCAUUGUUCUUAAACCUCUAGUUUUUGUUUUGGAGCAGCUUCACUCCAUCACUUCUGUACCACCAGAGACACCACAUGAAAGGUGGUUUCAGGAGAAGUUUGGUAAACACAUUUCAGCAGCCCUUACCAGCCUAAAAGAACCAUCUAAUCCUAGAAGACCAAAUGAGUCAUGGGCACCCAUGAAACAACUUCAAGCUAAACUUCAGCAACGUGUUCAGAAACGUGCAGCAUACAGUCUGCGAAUGUCAGACAUCAGCCCAUCACUUGCAUCAUUGAAAAACACUCUGAUUGCUAUGCCAGGAGUUACGCCACGAGCUGGCACAAUAAUAAACAUUGCUUCUGUUGAUAAUAAUAUUGCUAUACUUCCCACAAAAACAAAGCCAAAGAAGUUGGUUUUCCAUGGAAGUAAUGGACAAAUGUACACAUAUCUGUUCAAAGGCCUUGAGGACCUGCACUUAGAUGAAAGAAUCAUGCAAUUCCUUAGUAUUGCGAACACUAUGAUGCGCCAAGGCCGUCAGCCAGAUAUGUAUUACGCACGCCAUUAUUCAGUCAUUCCAUUGGGACCACGUAGUGGGCUAAUAAGUUGGGUUGAUGGAGCAACCCCUCUCUUUGGGUUAUACAAACGCUGGCAGCAAAGAGAGGCAGCGGCAGCUUCACUGAAGACCCAAUCUUCUUCUACUGCCACAUCAAACACUGCUCCAGGACAAAUUAUGCGUCCAUCAGAACUGUUUUACAAAAAGCUUACGCCACUGCUAAAGGAAAAGGGAAUUGCUUUGGAGAACAGGAAAGAAUGGCCACCAGCAGUCCUCCAGCAAGUACUGACUGAGCUUAUUGAAGAAACUCCAAAGGACCUUCUCUUCAAAGAGCUGUGGUGCAAUAGUCUUAAUGCUGGUGCUUGGUGGCAGACUACUCGCACUUAUUCAUACUCUGUUGCAGUGAUGUCAGUUAUUGGAUACAUAAUAGGACUAGGAGAUAGACAUCUCGACAAUGUCCUUGUUGAUCUUUCUACUGGAGAGGUGGUGCACAUUGAUUACAAUGUUUGUUUUGAAAAAGGGAAAACAUUAAGAGUGCCAGAAAAUGUACCAUUCCGUAUGACUUCAAAUAUUCGUACAGCUCUUGGUGUAACUGGAGUUGAGGGCAUUUUCAGACUUGCCUGUGAGAAUGUGCUCAAAAUAAUGAAGAGAGGUCGAGAAACACUUCUAACACUCUUGGAAGCUUUUGUGUAUGAUCCUUUGAUUGACUGGACACCUGGAAAUGAAGCUGGUUACACAGGAGCUGUUUAUGGUGGAGGCCAGGCAGUAACAAUGGAGACUAGGCAGAGCCGCAAAGAACUGGAACGUGAGGUCACUUACGCCAUGUUCAAUGUCCGUGUCGCAGAGAUGCAAGCAGAUUGGUUCAAGAACAGGGAUGAGAUUCAAAAUGCAUUGCCUGAAGUAAAGGAGCUUUUGUUAAAAUGGUUGGAACAGCAGGCGUCAAUGAGAGUGUCUUGUGAGGCACUACAGGACUCUCACCAGCUCAUGGCAUUGGUGAAGGAAGCCGAAUCACAGCCCACACACCCUCUCUACUCGCUUGCCACACGCCACUCUGCACAUCGCCGGGUACAGGAUGCACUGUCGGCUACACGUGCUGCACUACAGGAGCGCCUCGAAGAGUGUGACAAGCAUUUAACUAUGCACAAGAAUGCACUGGCUUGUGUCCAUGGAACACAGAUACAGCAGUGGUUGACACAGUUAAAUCAGGAGUCUGAAAAGGAUUAUCACCUUGUUUUUGAUCUGGUCAAAGAAUUUCUCCAGAAUGCUGGACAGAGUCAAAUGAUAGUUCAGUGUGAACAAUCUGAAAGUGAAUUAGGAAGUCUAGCUAAGCAACAGACAGCAAUGAUGCGCAGUUGCUUGGACUUGUUGAGCCACUAUGGAACUGUGACAAGUCUUUACCCAGUCUCGUACCUCAGUAGCCAUCGUUCAGCCUGCUAUCGUAGAUGGCUAACUGCCCUACUCCAAGAUCUGACCUUGGACAGGUGCAAUGAAGUUGCCGAGCAGUUCAGAGCUACAUUCUCUGCUGAUGUGGUUGCUGCCAGCAGUUCACACGCAAUGUCACAAGCAUUCCAGCUACAAGCCGCUCUGAGCGAAGCGAACAGUAGGCUACAGGAAUCUUUUGAACGUGUCUCAACGACGGAAGGUCUGCCUGAGCCCCAAUUGGAAGCGCAAUACAUAGAUGCCUGCACAUCUGUCAGUACUUUCCUUCACACAGAGCCUGGUGCUGCACCGGCAUUGGAAUGUGUGUGCAUAACUGCUCUUUGUGCACUAAACAAAAGAUACCUUAUGAUGGAAGCAGCUGCUGCCAGUGCUGGAGACUGCUUGGUUGACUUGACAUCACGGGAUGGUGACUGGUUUCUGGAUGAAAUGUAUCUAGUCAGCAGUCUUGUAACAGAGCUUACAGCAGUUUUACCAUCACAACCAGAUCCUACUGUGCAAAUCGUUCUGCAGUGUUUAAAAUCAGCCAACAAUAUUUUUAAGGGUCUACAGGAGCUGAACUUCAAUUUUCAUACAAUUAUUCUUCCAGAAGCAUUAAAGACAAUUCAAACAGAAGACCCAACUGUUCUGAACAUGAUAUGUGAGCUAAAUGACAUUAUUGCUAGUGUGGGCAUUCCUCUGCAUGAUAUAUUAGCACAGCUGGAGAUACAUCUUCGUUACAUAAUAAUGGAAAUGGAUUCUCCACAUGGUGUAUCUCGGGAGCUUGUGGCACAGUUGCGGGCAAGGUUUGAGGGGAUGCUUCUACGUCCAGCAAAUAUGGCGCAGCCAUCUGUAUUGGAGGCCAAUAAUGAAGAUGCUCUUGCACCCGGCCUCAUGCUGCUAAUGGGUUUCAAUGGACUGUUUGAGAAAUUACAACUUGAUGGAAAUGCCUUAGUUGCUACAUUGGAAACAUUGGAUACCCCUGUAUCCUGGCGAAAGGUGGAUCAGAUUAGAGAUGCAAAAGCUAUGUCUGCCCCUGUGUUUAAAGAACAGGCACGUGCCGUGCUGGAAGACGUGUUUCUGGUGAAACGUUUGCAGACUAUGCAAGAGUUCUUUUCACUGUGUGGCCAGACAACUGCUAAUGGUGGUAGCAUGCCACACGAUGACGAUUGUCUCAGCAAACCUGUUCGUCGCUUCACUGCGGACUAUGUAGGACGACAACUUCUUGGAGUUGCAUCUCAGACAUUGGCAAUAACAUUAUGCCUAUUGCUUCAGCGUAUUGGUCUCAACGUAUCAGGUGAAGUGGAGCAACGGGACAUUGGAGCAGAGAGCAAAGUGUCAUUGGAGGAGCUGUGUCGCAAGGCUGUGGAAGCUGCUCUGAAAAGAGGUUUGGUGGGAGGUAACACACUAGCCCAGGCAUCGAGUUUAACAAGUUCACUGGAGGCAGCUUGGCGGCGGCGGGAAGUUGCCAGACAUUUGCAGCGCGACAUCGAGGCAAGAAGGUCAACGCUGCGCAGGCUGCAGUUGCAGGCUACGGCACAUGCUUGGCUGCACGAAGAUGCACUUGCUCAGACAUCACCACAGCUAAGCCGUUCAAGUUUUAUGUUGGAGCUACGCAAGGCAUCUUCAGCACUCCUGGCAUUACAGACAAGGCUGACAGAGGCUCGUGAGCAACAGAAUACCUUGGUGGCCAGUGUAGAGCAAAGACUGAAAUGGGCAGCAGGUGCUAACCCUGCAUUAGCUGAAGUGCUGGCAGCAUUUGGUAAAGCAGUAGCAGCUGCCAAUGAACGUAUGGCACAAGACCAACGUCUUGCAUCGCUGAUAGGUUCAACUUGCAAUGCUCUGCUGCAUCAUGAAGCUCUCCGUACUCGAACAUCAGAAGCAGUCUCACAGGAUGCUGCUUUCCUGCAGCUGCUAGAGCAAUGUGAGAAAAGUUGUAUGCUGGCAGCUAGCUGUAAUCAAACAAUUACACCAGCAGAAGAGAACUUGGUGCAGUUGCUUCCUCCAGCAGGGCCUGUGGACCAGGCAUGGAUUCAGGAUAUUGAGAUAUGUAUUUCAGAUAAGGCAAAGUCAUUGCAGGAACAGAUAAGCCUUCUUCAGGAAACUGUUCUUAAAACUCAAGAGACAGUAAAAGGAAAACUUCUAUCAGUUAGGGAACUUCAAACAGUCCACCUGAAACUAAUGCAGGAUGUCCGUAGUUUAAUGAGGUCAAUGACAAAGUUUGAUGAUUGCCCUCUGGUUGGUUUAAAUGACUAUUUGGCAAAUUAUCGAUAUUUUUUGGAGCAGUUCACUAAUUUUGUAAAGGAUUUAUCAAAAGAAGAUUUCACUGUUGAGAGAGUUUUGCAAGCAAAAGAAGAAAUUGACUACUUUGGAGAGAAAAUAGGAAAAGUGUAUGGGCAGUUAGUUGAGUUUUCAAAACAACUGAAGCCUGGUGGCCAGGAAGCAAAGCCUCGGAGGCCUCCACUGAUGAGGCAAGAGAGCUUGUGCUUUUCUCCCCAGAGAGGCAUACCACAAGCUCCAACUAAUCACAGGCGUGAUCCAAACACAGGCAAAGCUGUCCAAGAAAGAAAUGCAUAUGCAUUGGGAGUCUGGCGUAGAGUACGUAUGAAACUGGAAGGUAGAGAUCCUGACCCUAACAAGAGAGCCUCUGUUCAAGAACAGGUUGAUUAUGUAAUUCGAGAAGCAAUGUGCCUUAAGAACUUGGCUCUGCUAUACGAGGGCUGGACGCCUUGGGUUUGAAGAAAUACAAGGGAAUGGGCAGGUUCAGUCCACUGGAAGAUGUAAUCUUCCGCACGUCGCCCCCCAGCUGGCGGGAAGAUACCGUGGAGGGGGGGGCACUCGAAGGCAAAGUUGCUUUCCAUAAGACUACGGUCUCAACUUUAAAAAUAAAAGCAACAGUUACUUUCUCCCUCCCUCCUUAUCAGCUGCUGUAACUUACUCAUUUCACAGUAAAUUGUGACAUGGCUGUCAUUUUAUCAGUACUCUGGCUUGCGUGAACGCUCGCAAUUCAAGGGAGGUAAUGUAAUGUGUUUUAAUGAAAUUUUCCGAUGUAUUACAUGAAGUAGCUUUCAACAUAAUCAUUAUUGAUCCUUUCGGGAAAAAAAGAAUUAAAAUCUUAAACUUAUUUUGUAAUGUUUCUCAUUGUUCAUAAAGAAGGUAUUUUAUUUCUCUCUUACAGAGUAUUCGGGAUUACGAUUUUAUAUGCUUUAGGAUUGUGAAAACAGAAUUGUUACUUGAAUAGUUCAAAAUCAUAUCUCCUGUCAUAUGAAUCAAUUUGUUUUAGUAUUUACAUCACAUUGCUUCCUUUUUAUUAAUAGUGAUUCAUGGGAACAUGUCUCUAAUAGUUACUUGUUUUCCAUGUCACAGUAAAACAGCUUAAAUUGUAAUGUGGGUUUUGAGUAAGAUAAGUAACAACACGCAUUAUAUGUAAGAGGCUGAGUUCGAAAACUCAGUAGGAUAGGAGGGAGGGGCUUCAUGAGAAACUUCUGGCAGUGAAGCCUAAAAAAUUUGAAGUUUCAUACAUUAUAAGCAGCAGUACACACACUUCAGCAGCAACAACUGCACGAACCUGGCACACCUGUUUUUCAGUUUCGUAUUUCGUCGCAGACUUAUGAGUAAUUAAUAACUUGAGUAAUAAGCAGCAUUACUUUCUCAAGUUGUGAUUCAGUUUUGUUUUAACAUAUAAUAGGAAACAUUGUGGAUGUUUUAUGAGAACAUUAGGAAAAUUAAUAAGAAGUUUUUGGUGGCGGACCAGACGUGUAUCAGUUGUUGUAAUUGAGAGCUGCUCAAUAUGUACCACAUGCUUGCAUGUUGCAUUCUUUGUGGUACAAAACACAAGUCUUAGCAUGGGAGAAAAUUGUCUUUUGCAAGUAUAUCAGACAAAUAAAAGGUAACCAACCAUGACUUGUGUAUUUCUUUGUACAUCCAGUGUUAAGUUUAUUAUUUGACUGUGAAAGUGUAACAUCUAUUCAGAAAAUAGUUUAUUCUGACAGUGGUAAUCAAUUUUAUUUUUCACUUUUAUAUGUUGCUGAUUACCAUUGAACGCUCUUCACAAUUUUAAGUCGAACAAAAUGAUAUAUUUUAAUGAAGUUAGUUCUGCAACUGAAUAUGAUUUUUUCCUUACUCGUUAAUUGUGUACUGUGAACUUUAUUGUAUAGUGGAUCAUUACUAAUGUUUUUGAACAAAAUUACACCAGCAGUCACUGACUCAAAGUUACGUAACUAUGUUUUUUUUUAAUUUUUGUUUUUGCUUUGUACAGAAUAAUGAAACAUUUCAUCUUUACAAGCAGUAAACCUUUGAAGAACUUCAGGUUGUAUGGAUUAUUAAAAAUCGUAACACUUUUAAAAAUUGGUUUAUAUAUAAAUUAUUACAUGCUGUCAGUAUAGUAAGAUCAAAAUCUGAAAUAUCACAUGAAGAAAGAUGAAAAUGUAUUCUUGUGUUGCUCUAUAGAAGUAUAGAUUCAGAUUUCUGUUGGGCAUCUCUGUAAGCUCAACGAAUUUACGCAUAUGAAAUGCUUGUCACAACCUGUUUUAAAUAUUUUGUGCUAAAACAUUAUAAUUUUCCCUAUUUCCGUUCAGCAAUGUUAGUUUCCAAUAUUUUGUUCUCACCAGGAAUGAAUUCAAAAUUAAGGGCAAGUGCCACUUAAAAGCUUCAAUUAUACAAGAUUCGUAUUUCCCUCAUUCUUUAUCUUUUCCCAUCCACAAAUAAAACUUUCAUUUUCCUAGUUGUACUGCAAUUUAUCUUUUUGUUUAUCUUUUUGCCAAGAAGUAUUGCAAGCAGAUUAAAUUGGUUAGUUAUGUGUGUAUAUGUUGUGGGAGGUAAACAAACUUCCAGUGAAAUGGGUAUUGUAUGCCAGCAGUGUUGGUCCAUCAGGUUGUAUGAUGUACAGAAUAAUAUUGGUAAUGAUGCUUGAAUAUAUACUGUUAAUUCUUAUUCUCCACUCUAAUAAAAUAAUCAUCUCAAAAAUGUA